CGCAGCCGGCGCGCGCUGUUUCCGGGAGUCGCCGCCGUAGUGUCCGCUGUUGCUGCCGCUGUGGCCGCUGGCCGCUUUCGCCGCGGAACUCUGCGAGUGGAACGGCUGAGACGGGCCCGGGUUAGGCCGGGGUUCCGGCCACUCGACAAGAAUGGAGAUAAUCAGGAGCAAUUUUAAGAGUAACCUUCACAAAGUGUACCAGGCCAUAGAGGAGGCCGACUUCUUCGCCAUCGAUGGGGAGUUCUCAGGUAUCAGCGAUGGACCCUCAGUCACUGCAUUAACAAAUGGUUUUGACACUCCAGAAGAAAGAUACCAGAAGCUUAAAAAGCAUUCCAUGGACUUUUUGCUGUUUCAGUUUGGCCUUUGCACUUUUAAGUAUGACCACACAGAUUCAAAGUAUAUAACGAAAUCAUUUAACUUCUAUGUUUUCCCGAAACCCUUCAGUAGAUCCUCACCAGAUGUCAAAUUUGUUUGUCAGAGCUCCAGCAUUGACUUUCUGGCAAGCCAAGGAUUCGACUUUAAUAAAGUUUUUCGCAAUGGAAUUCCAUAUUUAAACCAGGAAGAAGAAAGACAGUUAAGAGAGCAGUAUGAUGAGAAGCGCUCCCAGGCCAAUGGCGCAGGAGGCCUGGCCUAUGUGUCCCCCAACCCCUCCAAGCACCCCGUGACGAUUCCUGAGGAUCAGAAGAAGUUUAUUGACCAAGUGGUAGAGAAAAUAGAAGAUCUGUUACAAAGUGAAGAAAAUAAGAAUUUGGACUUAGAGCCAUGUACCGGGUUCCAAAGAAAAUUGAUUUAUCAAACCUUAAGCCAAAAAUACCCCAAAGGCAUUCAUGUUGAGACUUUGGAGACUGAGAAGAAGGAGCGGUAUUUAGUUAUCAGCAAACUAGAUGAAGAAGAACGCAAAAGAAGAGAGCAGCAGAAGCACGCUAAGGAGCAGGAAGAACUGAAUGACGCCGUGGGAUUUUCUAGAGUCAUUCAUGCCAUUGCAAAUUCAGGAAAGCUUGUGAUUGGACACAACAUGCUCUUGGAUGUCAUGCACACAGUUCAUCAGUUCUACUGCCCUCUGCCUGCGGACUUAAAUGAGUUUAAGGAGAUGACAACAUGUGUUUUUCCCAGACUUUUGGAUACGAAGUUGAUGGCCAGCACGCAACCCUUUAAGGAUAUCAUUAGCAACACAUCCCUUGCAGAAUUGGAGAAGCGGUUAAAGGAGACGCCUUUCAGCCCUCCUAAAGUUGAAAGUGCAGAAGGUUUCCCCAGUUAUGACACAGCUUCUGAGCAGCUGCAUGAGGCGGGCUAUGAUGCUUACAUCACAGGACUCUGCUUCAUCUCCAUGGCCAACUAUCUAGGUUCUUUUCUCAGCCCUCCAAAAGUUCAUGUGUCUGCCAGAUCAAAACUUGUAGCACCUUUUUUUAACAAGUUGUUUCUUAUGAGAGUCAUGGAUAUCCCCUACCUAAACUUAGAAGGACCAGACUUGCAGCCUAAACGGGAUCAUGUUCUGCACGUGACGUUCCCCAAAGAGUGGAAGACGAGCGACCUUUACCAGCUCUUCAGCGCCUUUGGUAACAUUCAGAUAUCCUGGAUUGAUGACACGUCAGCGUUUGUUUCCCUCAGCCAGCCUGAGCAGGUGCAGAUUGCUGUCAAUACCAGCAGAUAUGCAGAAAGCUAUCGGAUCCAGACCUAUGCUGAGUACGUGGGGAAGAAGCAGGAAGAGAAGCAGAUCAAAAGAAAAUGGACAGACAGCUGGAAGGAGGUGGAGAGGAGGCGGUUAAGCACGCAGAGUAUAGGCUCCACGCUGCAGGAUCACUGCUAUGGCGACCACAGUUUGACGGCCACCAGCACAGCAGGCAAAAGAAGCCUGAGCCCCCCUCCCGGAGAAGCAGGCCUGGAGGACAGAAGCCUGGUGGAAAUGUCUGACGCCGAGCAGGAGCAGUCGGAUUCCUGCGCAGAAUCCCUCCCAGAGAGCAGGAAAAAAGCCAAGAAAUUUAAAAGGAUGAAGAAAGAACUGUCUCCAGCAGGAGGAAGGAGUCUCCGUGAAGAGAUUUCUUGCAGCCAUUGUAGAUCGAAGUCACGGACCAGCCUGGGCCGUCACAUCAUCAAGUCAUUGCAUAGAGAUCCAAGGGAUCGCCGCUUCCGGGACUUGCGUUUCAAGGGCCUGUCACAUGUUCAGCAGACACCGUCCCCUGAAGUGGGGUUGUUUCCUGUUUUCAGGACAGUGCAGGAAGUGUCUUGGGCAGUCCUGCCAACCUCUUUGAAGUUCCUGACACGUGGUAACCAAAACCGAGGGAGAAGCCAGGCGCGGUGCUGUCACCGAGGAGCCAACGACACGUUUGGAAGCUCUGCUGUCCUGAUCCUGGAAAAUGGAGUAGGAGGGACUUCCAACCACAGGUGUCUCCUGAAGAUAACUGUUUUUAUUUUUGUGGCUGUGUUCCUUUUUCCCUUUUUAAUCUACACUAACUGUUGACACUCCUCACAGUUGUAAGCUGUCACAAAUGUAUAUUAACCAGUUAAUCACUUGGGACUCCCGUGAAACCUUGGCUGUCAUGAAUCCAUGUGUGUUCGCGAACCCGUCUGAGGGUGGUUGGCUGGGAGAUGUGGGAGGAGAGCUGAGAUCUGGGUUCUGCAGUGGAGGAUUUGGCAGGGGGACUCUUUUCUGCCUUGCAAGGCCCAUGGCAGCCAUUUCUCGACCUCCAGUUGGAGGAGUAGGGGCUAUAUGGUACACGGGUUCAGUCUCUCCCAGGGAAGCUGAGUGUCCCCGUUUCCACCGGUGCUGCCCGAGAAGGUGGUGCACUCCAGCUUGUUUCUCCAGGAAGGACAUGCCACCGCUGUCAGCCCCUGCAUAAGCCUCAUGCACGCCUUGGCCUUCGGGGCAGGUCUAGUCAGUGAUUCUUUCCUACAGAUAGAAUUUCUCAUGGGCAACGUAAAAAACUUCAUGUUUUUUCCAGUGACAUGUGUCCACUUCCCGGUGUUGUAGCCUGGUCAUCCUGUCUGUCUGUGUCUGGCUGGCUAAGGUGGUGUGCAUCUGUGUCCGUGCUCGUGCCCGUGCCAGUGUGUGAAACCAUGGCCAGGCUGCAGUGUGCAACAGCCGUGUCCCUGUGCGCACAGACCACAGCCAUGACAAGCCUGCGAGUCUGUGUCCGUAGACCUGCUUCCCACAGAUCAUCAUCAGCUAUUUAUCAUUUUUGUAUCAUGGAGAUAAAAUUGAAAAAAUGUAUUUCCAGAAGAUGAAAUUAAAGAAAUUUUCAUAGGA
Ochotona princeps (American pika) is the source of this 3244-nucleotide messenger RNA. RefSeq names its product poly(A)-specific ribonuclease (gene PARN). The transcript has 25 exons. The record is from RefSeq and is a predicted model, not a curated record. Gene Ontology annotation, molecular function: poly(A)-specific ribonuclease activity; RNA binding; metal ion binding. NCBI's taxonomy places the organism in Eukaryota, Metazoa, Chordata, Mammalia, Lagomorpha, Ochotonidae. Gene Ontology annotation, cellular component: cytoplasm; nucleus. The coding region runs from base 152 to 2458 and encodes 768 amino acids. Gene Ontology annotation, biological process: nuclear-transcribed mRNA poly(A) tail shortening.